Teleopsis dalmanni is the source of this 1341-nucleotide messenger RNA. RefSeq names its product casein kinase I-like. The transcript has a single exon. NCBI's taxonomy places the organism in Eukaryota, Metazoa, Arthropoda, Insecta, Diptera, Diopsidae. Gene Ontology annotation, biological process: peptidyl-serine phosphorylation; signal transduction; endocytosis. Gene Ontology annotation, molecular function: ATP binding; protein serine/threonine kinase activity. The coding region runs from base 97 to 1341 and encodes 414 amino acids. Gene Ontology annotation, cellular component: nucleus; cytoplasm. The record is from RefSeq and is a predicted model, not a curated record.
UAUAGUUCAUUGAAAUCUACACCACGUAAACACUAAAUAAAUCUUUUAGUGUAACAGAAACUAAGAUUAAACAAGUUAUAGUGAAAAAUAUACAAGAUGGACGCAAGCGUCGGUCCAUACCGUCUUGAAUGCAAAAUUGGUGCAGGCUCAUUCGGUGAAAUUUAUUUGGGUACACAUACCACCAAUGGAAGUAAAGUAGCCAUCAAAUUAGAAAGUAAAAAUGCUAAGCAGGCACAAUUGGCUAAUGAAUCCGCAGUAUAUAAAGAACUGCAGGGCGGUGGCGGUAUACCAAAAGUCUUUAUGUCCGGUUCCGGACGUAACCAUAAUUUUAUUGUUAUGCAAUUACUUGGAUUUUCGCUAGAGGAGUUAUUCAAUUUUUGUAAUCGUCAUUUCAGUCUUAAAACUGUGCUUUUACUUGCGGAUCAAAUGAUUACACGCAUAGAAUAUUUACAUUCACAUGGUUUCAUACAUCGUGACAUUAAGCCUGAUAACUUCGUGAUGGGUCAAGGCGCGGAAAGCGAUAUCGUUCAUAUAAUUGAUUUUGGGCUCACAAAAAAGUUCCGUGAUGCAUCUACUUUAAAACAUAUACCGUAUACGAAAAACAACAGUCUCAUCGGCACAGCACGUUAUGUUUCAAUCAAUACUCAUAUGGAUUUUGAGCAGUCACGCCGUGAUGAUCUCGAAGCCCUCGGAUAUGUUUUCAUGUACUUCAUAAGAGGCACAUUACCUUGGCAAGGCAUCAAAGCAGCUACUAAAGUGCAAAAGUUUGAACGAAUAUCAGAGAAAAAGAUUUCCACAACAGUACGAGCAUUGUGCAGAGGUUUUCCAAAUGAAUUUGUGGUUUAUCUAGAUUUCUGCAGGCAAAUGCACUUUGAACAACGUCCCGAUUAUUUUUUUUUACGUAUGACAUUGCAAAAUUUGCUACAUAAAAUUGGUUUUACCUAUGAUUCUUGCUUUGAUUGGAAUGUACCAGCAACUGAUAAAUCGCUUAAUAUCCAAGCAAUUCAGCAAGAAGAACAAGGUGAUGUUGAUGUAGGACAAGAAGUACAACAACGUCAACUGAGUGCAGAGCAAGUCAAUAACGGAGCUGAAGCAGUUGAAGGUACUGUAACAGUGGAACGUAGUUCUAAGCAGUCACAAGUUACACCCAUGGUUGAGGCUGCUGACUCACAGGUAGUAGUCAACGGUGCUGGUGAUACAAGUGUAUCAAUGUCUGAUGUAAUGGACUUAAGUGCUUUUUCACAUUCAACUAGUGACAGAUCUGAGAGACAUUUGAUUGUAGAAAUACCUAACAAAGAAUCCUAUGAUGAUGUUAUGAACAAAAUAUGUAUCACAAAAUAA